Molecule: messenger RNA, 660 nt
Organism: Colossoma macropomum (tambaqui)
Lineage: Eukaryota; Metazoa; Chordata; Actinopteri; Characiformes; Serrasalmidae
Exons: 5
Coding region: 1-660 (219 amino acids)
Biological process (GO): response to bacterium
Source: RefSeq, a predicted model, not a curated record
AUGUCGGGUUAUGUGUUCCUACAUUUUUCGGGCUCUUAUUUUGGAGGGUGGGGCUACUGCCUGUGUGUGCAUGUGCAGGAAGAAAGAGCGAACAAUGAGAGACCUCCUGUAUCAGAUCCUGUUGAACUGGGAGGAGAUACAACUUUGCAGUGUUCAAUACUCACAGAUGCGUCUGCAGGAGAACACAGUGUGUACUGGUUCAGACAUGGAUCAGGAGAAUCUCAUCCAGGAAUCAUUUACACUCAUGGAAACAGGAGUGAUGAGUGUAAGAAAAGCUCUGAGACUGAUUCUCCUACACAGAGCUGUGUCUACAAACUCCCCAAGAGAAACCUCAGCCUCUCUGAUGCUGGAACUUACUACUGUGCUGUGCUCAUGUGUGGAGAGAUCAUCUUUGGGAAUGGAACUAAACUGGACUUUGUAGAGAAAAAUGUUUUGAACCCAACUAUUGUUGUAUUAGCAGCAUCGAACAUCAUAUGUCUGAGUGUGGUUCUAUAUCUGUGCAGAAAACAUAAAGAUCCUGCUGAAGGUCACACAGUUCAAGCUCACCAGGCCGCAUGUGAUGAAGCUUUCAACUUUGCAGCAGGAAGUUUCAACAAUGAACCGCAGCAGAUUAAAGAGGCGGAUGUGCACUCUCUGGUCAUUUAUUACCAACAAAACUGA